AUGCCUGAAAGCCAGAUAUUCAAGGCAACCUACAGUGGGAUUCCCGUGUAUGAGAUGAUGUGCAAAGGCGUGGCUGUCAUGCGGCGACGCUCAGACUCGUGGUUGAACGCGACACAGAUCCUCAAGGUUGCGGGUUUUGACAAACCCCAGCGUACCCGUGUUCUCGAACGUGAGGUGCAGAAAGGCGAGCACGAAAAGGUGCAGGGCGGGUAUGGCAAGUACCAAGGUACAUGGAUACCCCUUGACCGAGGACUCAAUCUUGCAAAGCAAUAUAAUUGCGAUAAUAUCCUGCGGCCUAUCAUUGAAUUUCAGCCGGCGGCGAAGAGUCCACCACUGGCACCCAAACAUCUAGUUGCCACCACCGUCGCCCGUCCAGCGCGCCGCGCAGUGGUACCAGAACCAUCGAUUAUCAGUACACGUUCGCGACGUCACGUUCCUGACGUCGUGGAAGAAGAGUCCGAAGUCGAGUCGGUCUCUGUACGUGGAUCAGAAGAUGGGUCCAUGACAUCUUCACCAUCGCGUGGCUCGUCAAGCUCGCGCACACCCUCACCCAUCGCGGACCCUUCACCUCACGAGUCGCAAGAAGUUGACGAAGACCUUGCAUCCUCAGCACAUGUUUCUACACGUAGAAAACAGGUUAGGCGCGCUGCGGAUGAUCGGUAUGACGACGCAUCGGACGGAGAACCAUCUUCAAAGCCAAACGGCGUUGUGGAUACGCGCGCGUACAGUGACCAAAUCCUCGAAUACUUUAUUUCAGAUACGAAUCAAGUGCCACAGGUUCUCAUUGUACCACCCCCUGACUUUGACCCCAACAUGGCUAUCGACGAUGACGGGCACACAGCGCUGCACUGGGCAUGCGCAAUGGGCCGUCUUCGUAUUGUUAAGCUGCUCAUCACAGCAGGAGCAGAUAUCUUCAAAGUGAACAAGGCUGGCCAGACCGCUCUUAUGCGGAGUGUCAUGUUCGCAAAUAACUAUGACGUGCGCAAGUUCCCAGAGUUAUACGAGCUAUUGCACCGUUCUACACUCAAUAUCGAUAAUUAUAACCGUACCGUUUUCCACCAUAUCGUGGAUGUCGCUAUGUCAAAGGGCAAAACUCACGCGGCGCGGUAUUAUAUGGAGACUGUGCUUACCCGACUUGCAGAUUAUCCGAAAGAAUUGGCAGACGUGAUCAACUUCCAGGACGAGGAUGGCGAAACGGCUCUCACGAUGGCCGCAAGGUGUCGAAGUAAACGACUGGUCAAAAUUCUGAUUGACCAUGGUGCAGAUCCCAAAAUUGUCAACAAUGAUGGUAAAAGUACGGAAGACUACAUACUCGAGGACGAGCGCUUCCGUUCGUCUCCCGUUCCAUCUUCGCGUCUCGCGGCAAUGUCUUUCCGUAAUGCUCAUGCAGCUUUUCCUACGUCACAACCCCUCCCUAAUUACGCGUUUGCACCAGCCAAUGGCGAUCGGCCACCGCUCCAUUACUCAGUUGCCGGCCAGAAGGCGAGCACGAGGUGUGUCAAUGACAUGGCGAGUAUGCUGGACACCCUUGCUGCUUCCUUUGAUCAAGAGCUUAAAGACAAGGAACGCGAUAUGACUCAGGCUAACGCGCUUUUACAAAACAUCCAACACGAAAUAUUGGAAAGUCAGCGGGCGGUAUCUCAUCUUAAAACACAGGCCGAGGGCCUUCAGCAGGCAAAGCAGACGUUAAGCGAGCUGGAAAACGAGCUGUUGGGAAAGAUGGGACGAAGGCACCGAUUAGGCUGGGAGAAAUGGGUUAAGGAUGAGGAGAACCGGGAAAAGUCAAUACGUGAUGCGGCAAACGGAGAACUGGCCAUUACACCUGCGACCGUGCCCUAUAGGACGGAUGAUGAUAUAGAAAUCGAGGAUGAGCAAGACCAGGAGAAAAACAAGGGCAAGCGGAAAGUCCUGCCUCAAGAAGAGGACAUCACGGACCUAUUGGAACUAUUCGCCAGUGUAACCACGGAUCCAGAACAGUUACGAACUGCAUGCGAGGCGUUGAGGGAAGAACUCACGCAACAUAGGAAGCGGAGAAAGGCAACGUUCGACGGACUCGUAUCUUUCCAGGCAGAAGCUGGUACGAAUGGACGGAUGGGAGAAUACCGCAGAUUAAUAGGAGCGGGAUGUGGCGGGGUGCCUCCUUCAGAGGUGGACCACGUUCUCGGAAUGUUACUCGAGACGCUUGAAUCUGAAGAGCCAAGUUCGACUUCGACUGCUUGGACUGGGGUGAAACCGGCUGCAGUUUCUGUGGGAUAGUGUACAGUGAUAUCUUUUUCGGGCAAAGCUGUGUUAUCCUUUUCAGAAUAUUAAAAUACUGUACUUCUACGUAGAACAUGUAAUACUCCGCUUGGGGACCGAACACUGUAGUUGUCAA
Messenger RNA from Serpula lacrymans var. lacrymans S7.9, 2374 nucleotides. RefSeq lists its product as uncharacterized. The record is from RefSeq and is a predicted model, not a curated record. Gene Ontology annotation, cellular component: MBF transcription complex; SBF transcription complex. Gene Ontology annotation, molecular function: DNA binding; transcription regulator activity; protein binding. The transcript is spliced from 5 exons. The coding region runs from base 1 to 2256 and encodes 751 amino acids. NCBI's taxonomy places the organism in Eukaryota, Fungi, Basidiomycota, Agaricomycetes, Boletales, Serpulaceae.